Pseudovirgaria hyperparasitica is the source of this 2004-nucleotide messenger RNA. Its product is annotated as MFS general substrate transporter. The record is from RefSeq and is a predicted model, not a curated record. The coding region runs from base 1 to 2004 and encodes 667 amino acids. Gene Ontology annotation, biological process: amino acid transmembrane export from vacuole. The transcript has 3 exons. Lineage: Eukaryota; Fungi; Ascomycota; Dothideomycetes; Acrospermales; Acrospermaceae.
AUGCCGCCAAAUGCUCCCUCGCCCGAGCCCACCUCAGCUUACCUACAACUCCCCACCUCUCCAAACUCAAAGCGCCUCUCUCGCUCGCCCUCAUCCUUCAUCUCAUCCAGCUAUUCUGCUGACGAUGAGCAUUCGAGCCUCGAAGAUCACACCAUGCCUGCUGUGGCCCGGUAUGAAGGUGAAGACACCCGUCUCACCAGCAGGAAAGAGCUAGCUGGCUUCUACAUGUAUGGCUGGGCUGCUGAGGUCUUCGUAGUGUGCGGCGUUGGCUCCUUCAUUCCAAUCACAUUGGAACAACUGGCUCGCGAAAACGGCGUCCUCUUGUCGGAUCGGAAGACACCAUGUGGUGCUGCCAAAUCGACAUUACCUCCUGCAACAUUCUCGCAAUCUCCAAGACACGAAUCAGCACAAUGCAUAAUCAACAUUAUGGGCACCGAAAUCAAUACAGCCAGCUUCGCCAUGUACACAUUUUCCCUCAGCGUCCUCGUACAAGCCUUGUUGAUCAUAUCCAUGUCUGGCGCUGCUGACCACGGCCAUUACCGCAAGACCUUCCUCUUGGUUUUUGCUUUUAUAGGCUCGAUUGCUACGAUGCUCUUCAUCACUAUAAUUCCACGUCUAUACCUCCUGGCUGCCGUUCUUGCUAUAGUAGCUAAUACGUGUUUUGGGGCAUCAUUCGUUCUGCUGAACUCCUUCCUACCAGUCCUAGUGCGAAACCACCCUACUGUGCAGUAUGCUGGAGCGCACGUCGAUGAACCCCUGAUUGACGAAGAUGGGCUGCUGACUCGAGAGGGGUCCAUCAUUGUGGACGCCCAGGUCUCGAACAGCAUGUGUGACGACGAAUCCUUCUUCGAAGGGCUUGCUGAUUCGACCUCACUCCUAGUUGGCGGUGCUACCUCUGCUGUCGAUCUUACGGUACCUAAUCCGAUCACACGGUCAACCGACUCUGUAGAGCUCCGUUUGUCGACCAAGAUUUCAUCUUAUGGCAUAGGGAUUGGUUAUAUUGCCGCUGUAAUUGUACAGGUUCUAGCCGUAUUCAUCGUGCAGAUUGUUGGGCCUAAAUCAACAAUCUCGCUGCAGCUCGCCUUAUUUCUAAUAGGCGCCUGGUGGUUCCUGUUUACCUUUCCAACCGCAUUCUGGCUACGACCUCGACCCGGUCCACCCCUUGGUCGGGACUUCGCAACAAGCAGGGAAGCUUUCGUCGCCUACUUCACCUAUUCCUGGUCAUCACUCGGCAAGACGGCAAGGAAAGCGCGUAAAUUGAAGGACGUCGUGCUCUUUCUCACCGCAUGGUUUCUGCUAAGCGACAGCAUUGCAACAGUAGGUGGCACGGCUGUACUUUUCGCAAAGACGUCGCUGGAAAUGACAUCGACAGCACUUGCCUUGAUUAGCGUUAUCGGGACCUUGUCCGGCGUCAUAGGUGCUUUCACGUGGACGAAACUCUCUUCGUUGUUGAGUUUGCGACCAACACAGACUAUAAUCUUGUGCCUCUGUAUAUUUCUGCUCAUUCCGCUUUAUGGACUUCUUUCAUAUAUACCUGUCAUACAGAGACUUGGUGUCCUUGGCCUUCAGCAGGACUGGGAGAUGUAUCCGGUUGGCGCUGUGUACGGCUUCGCGCUUGGAGGCUUCUCAUCGUACUGUAGAAGUCUGUUUGGUGAACUUAUUCCGCCAGGAUAUGAAGCCGCCUUCUAUGCGCUAUACGCAAUCACAGAUAAAGGAAGUAGUAUCUUUGGACCGGCUGUAGUAGGAGCGAUCACUGACGCCACUGGUGAGAUACGGCCAGCAUUCUUCUUCCUUGCAGCCAUGAUAGCAUCAACCUUCCCUUUCAUAUUGCUGGUUGACGUGCAACGCGGUCGAAGAGACGGAUCUGCUAUGGCAAACGAACUACUGAAUAAAGGGGAGGACGAGCGAUGGUCUACAUAUGUUGGCAAUAGUGAUAGGAACGAGACUGACUCGCAAAGUCAGCCCUAUGUUGAUUAUGGCACACUUUCGAACGACGAGUCGUAA